AUGUCGUCCACAGGAGGGCGACUAAAUUUCCCAUUUACCCUCAUGUCCCAUCGUGGGGGCAGUAGGCAGCGAGUGGAGAAUACAAUGCCAGCUUUUAGAUAUUCCGCGAAGGAGUUGAAAGUGGACCUGCUGGAACUCGACUGCUAUCUGACAAAGGACAAGAAAGCGGUCAUAUUUCACGACAGGGACUUGAAGAGGCUGUGUGGGCUGGAGGGGAAGGCCAUCGGGGAUUACAACUACGACGAACUACCACCACUAUUAAUCCCAUCAGAUCUCACCGGCGACAAGAAGGUCACGGGAGAUCCCGACUCGACACGGAUCCCCUUGCUUACGGAGCUACUGGGCGAGUUCCCACAGUACCCGAUGCAGAUAGAUGUGAAGAAAGGACCGGAGGAGUUGGUGAUACAGGUUGGGAACCUGAUGCGCGAAUACAAACGGACCGAUAAGACCGUGUGGGGAAGUUUCCAUAACCCGCAAAACGACUGGUGCCGAACGCACUUCCCGGAGAUUCCCCACUUCUUCAGGAUCUCCCGCUUGCUUUCCUCUCUUGUCGCGUGGAGCGUUGGACUUUUACCGUACAUGCACCACCACGAAAGCGCGCUCAUCAUGCCCAAUUUCAAAUGGAUCCUGUGGCCGGGAUUCGCAGAAGCUCUCAAUCGCAAGGGCAUCCCCGUCAUUGUGUAUGGAAUGCCUGGAGGCGGCGUAAAUACUGUGGAAGGUUGGGAGGCCGUGCGGAGCUUUGGAGCGAAUGGGAUCUGUUCAGAUAGGCCUGCUGCUCUACAAGAAUGGCUGAAGACCCAUCCCUUACGGAGAGUGCAGGACGCGAUGAAGCCCAAAUUGCAGUAG
This is a messenger RNA of Fimicolochytrium jonesii, 846 nucleotides long. Its product is annotated as PLC-like phosphodiesterase. Gene Ontology annotation, biological process: glycerophospholipid catabolic process. Gene Ontology annotation, molecular function: phosphatidylglycerol phospholipase C activity. The transcript has 5 exons. The record is from RefSeq and is a predicted model, not a curated record. The coding region runs from base 1 to 846 and encodes 281 amino acids. NCBI's taxonomy places the organism in Eukaryota, Fungi, Chytridiomycota, Chytridiomycetes, Spizellomycetales, Powellomycetaceae.